UAUCAAGAAGUUCAAUAAGUAUUUAGGUAUUUUAUAUGUCGUAAUAAAGUGAAAGAGAUUACACGUAAAAUUUCUCUCUAAAUACUAUAUGGUACCUCUUUGUAAUUGAGUACAAAUUAUAAAUUUUAAUUGAAAAUACGAUAAAAAUGACAACCGAUCGAUUCCACAAAGCAACAAAAGAUGGUCUACUAGAUGUUUUAAAAGAAGCAACCAGACGCGAUUGUAAUGCAAAAGAUGAGGCAGGAAUGACACCUACACUAUGGGCUGCAUUUGAAGGCAAUUUAGAAGCUUUACGAUUGUUAGUUAGUAGGGGAGGAGAUCCUGAUAAGGCUGAUCAUUGGGGAAAUACAGCAUUACAUUUAGCUGCAGCUCGGGGUCAUACUGCAUGUGUAAAUUUUUUAAUUAAUUUUGGUGCUAAUUUACAUUCGUUAGAUAUUGACUUGCAUACACCACAAGAUCUGGCAGUGAUUAAUAGUCGUGAUAAAAUAUUACGUAUACUUGAUGCAGCUAUUGGAAAUUUAGACGCUACUGAUAAAAAAAAAGCCAAAGCAAUGCGGGAGAAAGCAAAAAAGGACAAUGAAAAACGUGUAAAAGAGUACAAUAAAAGACAACAAAAAGCUGAACAAGCUGCUGAAAAAGAAAUGAAACGUAUGAUAAAAGAUGGUGAAUUCAUUGAUACAAGAGGCACAUUACCACAUCGGCCCAGUAAUGUUUUAUUGUCAUUAAAACAUCGAAUGCAGAAAGCUGGCUCCAUGGGUAAUUUAUCAACGGUUGGUUUAAAUGGUACCACUUCACAGCCAUACAGUGCUUUAGUUAAUACUGGACCACGCGGUGCUAGCGGUGUACACAAAAAAUUACUUGCGCGCAGAGGCCCAACAAUAAAAAAUAAUAAUUCUACAGAUGGUGAUUUUAAGGUUAGUGAAAUAGAAGACGGGCGUAAAUCAAUUCGUUCACUUACUGGUAUCAGAAAAGAUAGUGAAGUCAUGUUUGUUGUAAAUAAUGAUCGACGUGGUAAAAUUGCUGAUGUAUUUCAUGAUCGGUUCGAUGAUCAUUCAACGAAUGUACCAUCUGGUCGAACGAGUUUAUCUCGAACGUUAUCACAACCAGAUUUUAUGCAGAACCACGAUGAUAUGUUGUUACAUGAACCAUCGAGCAUUUUCGAACGGCCUGGUAUUGGUAGCAUUGCAUUUAGAAAAACAUUAAAUGGUUUAACGGCAGCAACAUCAGCAGCAAGUGAAGAAUGUUCAAUUGGAUCAGCUGGAAGUUUAGCUGCAAGGCAACAAAGAAAAUUAACAACAGCUUUAUGGGAUCCUGAUACAAGUGAUUGUUCAAUUUCAAGUGAUGACGAUGAAAAUGACGCGAAAAGUGGAUUAGAACGAUUUUUAGCUGCAUGGGGCUUAAGUGAAUAUUUAGAUCGAUUUUUAAAUGAGAAAAUUGAUUUGGAUGCUUUGAUGUUGCUCACUGAAGAAGAUUUAAGACAAUUAAGUUUACCACUUGGCCAUCAUCGAAAGUUAGCUACGGCUAUUGCUGAAAGACGUAGUGUCUUACAAGGACCACCUCCGCCAUGCAUUACAGACAGUCGACUUUAAACAAUAAUUUUAUUUUAAUUUAUUUUAAAUGUAAAUGCCACAAAA
Chrysoperla carnea is the source of this 1634-nucleotide messenger RNA. RefSeq names its product Usher syndrome type-1G protein homolog (gene Sans). The transcript is spliced from 6 exons. The coding region runs from base 147 to 1589 and encodes 480 amino acids. The record is from RefSeq and is a predicted model, not a curated record. Gene Ontology annotation, molecular function: protein binding. NCBI's taxonomy places the organism in Eukaryota, Metazoa, Arthropoda, Insecta, Neuroptera, Chrysopidae.